AUGCGCCAUUUAUCACAAAUAUCUCAACUACCUUGGUGCAUAAUCGGCGACUUCAAUGACAUUCUUUCAUCAGAUGAAAAGCGGGGACGUAAUGAACGUCCAGAUUGGUUAAUUCAUGGUUUUCAAGAAGCUGUUUUAGAUGCAGGAUUAAUUGACAUAGAGCUGCAUGUUGGGAUUGAUUGCUAUCCGUUUACUUGGUUCAAAAGCCUCGGAACUAACAGAGCAAUUGAGGAAAAGCUGGACAGAGCACUGGCAAACGUUGAAUGGUGCAAUCUGUUUGUUCAUGCCAAGCUAGAGUGCCUCAUAACGACCGCAUCAGAUCACUAUCCGUUAUUAUUAAGCUGGGAACAAAGAAUAUUUCAAAGCAAACCCCCUAAACAUUUCAAGUUUGAAAAUUCUUGGUUAGUAGAACCGAAUUUCACACAAUUUGUGCACCAAAAGUGGAAUUCUUUCACUGAACCUAUAUUAACUCAGAAGAUGAACAACUGUGCAAAAGAGCUGACUCACUGGAGCGAAGCAAACUGUCAAAGGACUCGGAAAGAAAUUGAGAAAUAUAGGCGCAAAUUGGAGAUGGCAAGACACCAAGUUGAUGAAACCAAUAUUCACCAUUUCAAUGAGAUACGCAAAAAGCUGGAUUUGUUACUUAUUAAGGAUGAUAUCUUCUGGAGACAAAGAGCAAAAACAUUUUGGUAUCGCGAUGGUGAUCUCAAUACUCGGUAUUUUCAUGCAACUGCUUCUUCCCGGAAGAAAAAAACCAAAUUGUGCAAUUAG
Messenger RNA from Trifolium pratense (red clover), 771 nucleotides. RefSeq lists its product as uncharacterized. The record is from RefSeq and is a predicted model, not a curated record. The transcript is spliced from 2 exons. Lineage: Eukaryota; Viridiplantae; Streptophyta; Magnoliopsida; Fabales; Fabaceae. The coding region runs from base 1 to 771 and encodes 256 amino acids.